Molecule: messenger RNA, 576 nt
Organism: Fraxinus pennsylvanica
Lineage: Eukaryota; Viridiplantae; Streptophyta; Magnoliopsida; Lamiales; Oleaceae
Source: the annotation of a GenBank genome assembly
AUGUGCAGCAAAUCCCGACCACAUCACAAAAAUAACCACGACCGCUGCAUGCAUGCACACACCCAACCAUCGCACCACCAUCGCACCCACAGCAUCGCAACCGCACCCACAGCAACACAACUGCACACACCACCACAGUCACGCACCACUGCUGCUCGUUCCGACCUCUGCACCUCACACCUCCACCACCACCGCACCGCUGAAAAAUUUGGGUCAGUCACUGUGAGAAUGGUUCCUGCAGCCCGUGGAGCAGGAAUUUUGGCUGCCCGGGUCCCAAAGAAGGUAUUCCAGUUUGCUGGAAUUGAAGAUGUCUUUACCUCUUCUCGUGGAUCUACUAAGACUCUUGGAAACUUUGUUAAGGCAACUUUUGAUUGUCUGUUGAAGACUUGUGGCUUCCUUACUCCAGAUUUCUGGAGGGAGACUCGCAUCUCAAAAUCUCCUUUCCGAGAGUAUACUGAUCUUUUGGCAAGGCCGCCGCCAAGGUUGUCCAUGUGGUGGAGGAUGCAGAGGCGGCCAAAGUUUACAAGGACUGAGAUAUUUGCUAGAAUGUGCAUAUCACAGAAUAUACCCGUUUAA